Messenger RNA from Rhizoctonia solani, 1014 nucleotides. RefSeq names its product Transcription initiation factor TFIID subunit A. Lineage: Eukaryota; Fungi; Basidiomycota; Agaricomycetes; Cantharellales; Ceratobasidiaceae. Gene Ontology annotation, biological process: RNA polymerase II preinitiation complex assembly; DNA-templated transcription initiation. Bases 1 to 1014 code for a protein of 337 amino acids. The transcript has 6 exons. Gene Ontology annotation, molecular function: DNA binding; protein heterodimerization activity; TBP-class protein binding. The record is from RefSeq and is a predicted model, not a curated record. Gene Ontology annotation, cellular component: transcription factor TFIID complex; SLIK (SAGA-like) complex; SAGA complex.
AUGGCGAGCAACACCAACGGCAACGAACAACAACAAGCGCCGGCGACUCCUGUGAAUGUGGGUGGGACAUUGUAUCAGCCGACACCAACUGCAGCGUCAAGACCAGCUGCGACGACGAACACAGUGGGCACGACAAGUACGGCGAACACGGCAACCCCGGUCCCUGCUGCAGCGGCGAGCAAUGUCCAACCGACUCUGAACACUAUUCAAGCUAAUCUCAGCAAUUUGUUAAAGACCCCAGCUUCGGCGACUCACUCUGCCCAGAUUGCUGCUGCUCUGGCGCCGCAUAUGACACAGAUCAUGAAUCUGGCAAAGCAGGGAACAUUGACAGAGAGUCAGAUGGCACAGUUGAAAACACUCGCUGGCAUUGUCGCUCCUGGAAACCAACAGCCUACUCCAGCAGCGACCACACCACGCCCACUAACCACAGCCCCACCCAGGCCAGCCGGCACACCACAGCCAACAGCCGCCCCGGCCACCAUGGCUCAAACGGCGGCCAAACCCGCGGCCACCACACCAGCAGCGACCUAUCCACCCGCGACACAACAGUCAUGGUCUCGCCCUGUCCCUGUUCUUUCCGGCCAGCUGCUCCCACAAUAUGCUGCCACGGCUCCUGCGUAUGCACCUGCUGCUCCAACUGGACCUGCCCCUGUACCUCGACGAGCCUUGAAGGACUUGGUAUACGGUUUCGAAUCAGACGUCAGGGUGGAUCCCGAUGCUGAACAGUUUUUGUUACAAGCUGCAGACGACUUUAUAGAAUCAGUCACCCAAUUUGCGUGUCGUGUGGCCAAACAUCGAGAGAAAAACUACGACCUCCACAUACCCGGAUUCGCAACUGACGAGACACGACAUGCAACUGCGACAGCUGCCCAAGCCUCGGUCACAAAUGCCAUCUCCAAACCCAUUGCACCGCUUCCUGCAGCCCGCAAGAGCCGCCAUCGUGCAACCGACCCGGCGACACUUCGUGCAUCUCGCCUGGCGGCUGUACGCGACGCUGCGUCUCGACCUGCCUGA